AUGGAAUAAAUGGAACAUUUAGAUAAAAUACAAAGAAUAGCAUUAUAAUUUAAAAUUUCCUUAAAUUACAAUAGCUCUUUUCCGAAGGUAAUAUUUAUUAAUUUAUUUUUAAGUAAACUCUUGUUUUGCUCUCCUCCUUAUCUUACACAGACAAAAUUUAAAGCAUAAAUACAAUUUGA
Messenger RNA from Paramecium sonneborni, 179 nucleotides. The record is from the annotation of a GenBank genome assembly. NCBI's taxonomy places the organism in Eukaryota, Ciliophora, Oligohymenophorea, Peniculida, Parameciidae.